This is a messenger RNA of Miscanthus lutarioriparius, 537 nucleotides long. NCBI's taxonomy places the organism in Eukaryota, Viridiplantae, Streptophyta, Magnoliopsida, Poales, Poaceae. The record is from the annotation of a GenBank genome assembly.
AUGGACCCCUUGAGCGCGAUGGAGGAGCAGCGAGCAUACUUCAAGUGCGCAUAUGUUUGCUUUGACCGGCGUCGUACUCAGGAAGGGAUCAACAGCUGUGUGGAGAAUUGUAGUUUGCCUGUCCUUACCGCCAACAAUGUUGUUGAGAAUGAGAUGGCCAAGUUUCAGGAACUGUUGAACCGGUCAUUGAUGGUCUGUCAAGACAAGUUUGAAGCAGCCAAACUCCAGAAGAUGAAAACAGAUGCAACUCAGGAACUGGAAACCAGUGUCAGCAGAUCUAUCGAUGACAGCAUCAGGGUCCUCCCCCAUGUGGUGGAGAAGAUCAAGUCCACCCUCGUCCACCGCUACACCCGCCUCAUCACUGCUGCCUCUGCCUCCUCCCUAGUCUCCCUGCGUGCCCUCCUCCACAUCCAUGCCCGCACCAUCGUCCUCGGUGUAAUCCGCCAACCUGGCCUUAGCCACCGGCCUCCUCGCCGGCGUGGCUCUCGCCUCCCUCGCCUACACAUGCAGGGUGUUCGACGUCGCGCCUGUACGUGA